CUCGUUUGUUGCGCAACCAUUCCCUUUUCCUUCAACUUCUCACACAGGCGGAGUGCGGGACGAAUUGCGAUUGUGAUUCCGACGCCGGCAAAUGAUGAUGCGGAAGUCUUUGACCGCCGAAGAGUCUCAAUUUCUUCUCAGUUUGCUCCGAUCCGACCAACGCCCGUUGGAUGAGAUCGUCGCCGAAUUCUCCGCCAAGUUCCCUCGGCACCGACUUUUCACUCUCUCAGCUUCUCUAUUACUCCUCUUGGAGGAUAAGAAGAUGUUGCAUUCUACUGAACGUUUGAUUGCAUUCACAAUUCUUCACCAAGGAUAUUCCUUCCAACAGUCCUCCAUACAUCCAUUCAUUUCUUCCUUGAUAACUGCUGCAUGCGAUGAAGGAGCUGAAAAUGUUGAGAGGGGAUUGAUUUUCCAGUUGUUAAGCUCUGGGAGCUCUGGUGGCAGCAAAGAGUUUCUGAGACAUUCUGCAGCAAGUUACAUCAAAGCUUUUGAUCCUUCAGCUCAUGUUUUACCCCAACGGGAACAGUUAGAGCAUCAAUAUGGUGAUAAAGUCCAUCCACAAUCAAAUAGUAACUUGAUUAGAGGCACUUCGGUGAAGAAUAUAGUUGCUGAUCCUGAUGUACCCAAUGGCUGUGAAGCAGAUUUACAAGAGCUUGAUCUGCAACCUAGAGCCAAGCCAAAAGUUGGAUCUGGAGAUCGGGUUGAAACUAUAGCCGGAUUACUGGUGAACUUGUCACCGGAGGGUUUAACUCCUCAAUGGAUUAGGCCUUGCCCGCCCUUGAUGCCGGUGCAUGACAGUGAGCUAGUAUGGCUCAAUGCUGACAACAACCAUGAGCUUGUAUGGGACCAUGGGAUGUGUGCUGAUACCAGCAGGGGAGCUGCUGUAAGGGACCUGAUUGCAAAAGCCUUAAAGGGACCUCUCGCUCCGUCGCAACAGGAGCAAGUCCUUGUGGAAUUGACAAACGACCCAAAGCUCGUGUAUCACUGUGGGCUCACACCACGCAAGCUCCCUGAGUUGGUGGAGAACAAUCCUCUCAUUGCAGUUGAAGUUUUGACAAAGUUGAUAAAUUCACCUGAAAUUUCAGACUAUUUUACAGUGCUUGUGAACAUGGACAUGAGUCUUCACUCAAUGGAGGUGGUCAACAGGCUUACAACACAAGUUGAACUUCCAAAGGAAUUUGUGCGCAUGUACAUAACCAACUGCAUAUCUUCCUGUCAGAACAUAAAGGACAAGUAUAUGCAGAACAGACUAGUGAGGCUGGUUUGUGUCUUCCUUCAGAGUCUGAUCCGAAACAGAAUCAUUGAUGUAGCCAAAAUCAAUCUGCAGAAAACAGCGACGUCGAGGAGGAAUCAGCGGGAAUUUCAAGCUAAGGCGAAUAUUCGAUCUCUGUUUCUCCAGCACCACCACUCUGCCCAAUCGACUGUGAAGAUCCAGGAAAUCGCUCCCCACUGUGUAAACCCGAAUCGUGAAGCUUGCAGGGCUGCUCCUCAUGGAAAUGCAAACCGAAACAACGUUGGAGAAGGCGACGGCGACGGCGAAGAUCAGCACCACCGCGACGCCGGCCACGGGGACUGUAUUACAGCUACGAACAACAACGAGUCCCGCCAACCACCACCGCCACCAACAAUUCCCCCGGUUUUCGAGAUGGAGAACGAAGGGCAAUCGUACACGCUAGAUGAAGGCCUGGCGUCGGUUGGGUUCGGGAAAUUCCAAAUCCUGGUGCUUUUCUAUGCUGGGUUUGGUUGGUUUGCCGAGGCAAUGGAGAUCAUGAUCCUGUCCUUCGUUGGUCCUGCGGUGAAGUUGGAGUGGGGACUCUCUGCUAACCAGGAGAGCCUUCUGACUACUGUUGUGUUUGCUGGUAUGCUGAUUGGAGCUUACACAUGGGGGAUUAUCUCAGAUAAAUGUGGUAGAAGAGGCAUGUGGAUGGUUGUCUUCACGACAUUCUGGACCGUUGGAACUGUGUUUGAAGCUUUGCUUGCUUGGGCCGUGCUUCCAAACCUAGACUGGAGGUGGCUGCUUGGAUUUUCUGUGAUACCAUCUUUCUGUCUACUGCUCCUCUAUGGAAUUGCACCAGAAUCUCCUCGGUUUCUAUGCCUAAAGGGAAGAACAAUAGAGGCACGCCACAUUCUUGAAAAGAUGUCUUUGCUAAACCGCACGAAACUGCCACCUGGCACGCUUGUCACCAAUGGUCGGAUUGAAGUGGAUGAAGAAUCCGCUCCUUCAGAGCACCAACCACUGCUCUCUGCUGCUAAGAAACAGAUGAAGGAAUUCAAGUCGAGCUUCUCAUCAUUCUUCAUGCUUUUCUCUCCAAAGCUGUUCAGGACAACAAUACUCCUUUGGAUAAUUUUCUUUGGAAACACAUUUGCAUAUUAUGGGAUCAUAUUGCUGACUUCUGAGCUAAGUCAUGGAGAAGGCAAAUGCGGGAUGAGUCUCUUGCACUCAGAAGGACAGAUCGAUGAUGGUAACAGCCUGUACAUAGAUGUGCUCAUCACUAGCUUUGCUGAACUUCCAGGGCUUCUUUUGUCCGCACUCAUUGUGGAUCGAUUUGGCCGCAAGAUUUCCAUGGCGGUCAUGUUCUUCAUGGCGUGGCUGUUCCUGAUACCAUUGGUAAGCCAGCAAGCUCCUUUGGUCACAACAGGGUUGUUGUUUGGAGCUCGAAUGUGUGCACUUGGAUCCUUCACUGUUGCUUGUGUCUAUGCACCAGAGUUGUAUCCAACAUCUGUAAGGGCAACUGGAGCGGGAGCAUCGAAUGCAGUGGGAAGAAUAGGAGGGAUGUUGUGCCCACUUGUGGCAGUUGCACUAGUGACAAGUUGUCAUCUAAAGGAAGCCAUUAUUCUGUUUGAGAUAGUAAUUGCAAUAUCAGUGGGUUGCAUUAUCUUCUUCCCAUUUGACACAACUGGGAAGGAACUUAGUGACAAUGUUGUAGCAGUAGGGUCAGAUCCUAAAAAGGAUAUUCAAGAUGAAACUUAGUUCAUUUCCCCCCCUGUCUUCCCAACUCUUCCUUUCAUAUUCCUGUCUCUGUGUCUAGCUUCGUCUUUGUAUAUUAGAACACAUAAUACACAAGAAGAGAAAAGGAAAGGAAAGACAAUAUAGGCAGGUUGAAAAAAAUGAGCGACUUAUUCUGCUGCCCAGCAGUAAAAUGGUGCACAUUGUAUCAAAAUUUGCAGAACCCUGGUACUUGUUUUUGGGUUGCAGCAUAAUGUUCAAUGUAUAGUGUGUGUAUAAGUUGGUAUUUAUGUAAACUUAUAUGCACAGAGGGACUCUUACAUACGCAUUCAUGAAAUGUUACCUUAGAGUUUACCUUGUGAAGGAUGAUCUCCAGAUUUGGGUUCAUGAUGAAUCCAGAUGUAGGUAGAUUGAUCAAGU
Molecule: messenger RNA, 3367 nt
Organism: Linum tenue
Lineage: Eukaryota; Viridiplantae; Streptophyta; Magnoliopsida; Malpighiales; Linaceae
Source: the annotation of a GenBank genome assembly